This is a messenger RNA of Colossoma macropomum (tambaqui), 1815 nucleotides long. RefSeq names its product hyaluronidase-5-like. The coding region runs from base 270 to 1298 and encodes 342 amino acids. The transcript is spliced from 3 exons. Gene Ontology annotation, biological process: carbohydrate metabolic process; hyaluronan catabolic process. The record is from RefSeq and is a predicted model, not a curated record. Gene Ontology annotation, cellular component: acrosomal vesicle. Gene Ontology annotation, molecular function: hyalurononglucosaminidase activity. NCBI's taxonomy places the organism in Eukaryota, Metazoa, Chordata, Actinopteri, Characiformes, Serrasalmidae.
UGCUCCACUUUUUGACGAGAUGCCUUUUGUGAUCAUAUGGAACGCCCCUAUCUCAAGAUGUCAGCAACUGAAGAUCCCGUUGGACUUUUCUGCAUUCCAGGCCAUCACCACGCCAGCCAAAGUCCCCAGCCAAACCCUGUCACUUUUCUAUAAAAAACGGAUCGGGCUCUUUCCUUACACAGACCUUCAGACUUUCACACAGUACAACGGUGGCAUUCCGCAAAGAGGGAAACCUAACUGCCAGUCUGGAAAAGGCCAAAGAAGAGUUUAUGCACUACAUUCCACGCUCCUCACCUGGCCUGGCUGUCCUUGAUUGGGAGGAGUGGCUUCCAUUGUUUGACCAAAAUUCAGACGUGAAAGAGAUCUACAAGAGGCUUUCCAUCAACUACACAUUUGAGCAGGAUCCUUCUCUGAACAUGCAGCAUGCUAAAAACAAAGCCAAACAGCAAUUUGAGAGCACGGCCAGAGAGUACAUGGAGAAGACACUGAAGUUAGGAAUCAGUCAGAGGCCACAGUAUCUGUGGGGCUUCUACUUGUUCCCUGACUGCUAUAACUAUGAUUUUGAGAAUCCAAGCUAUACAGGGAAAUGCCCUCAGAACACAACACAGUUCAAUAUGGAACUUCUCUGGCUGUGGGAGACCAGCACGACACUCUUCCCUUCAGCAUACAUGCCAAAAUCCAUAAGCGGAAGCCGGAAGGCAGCGCUAUUUGUCCGCCACCAGGUGCAAGAGGCGGUCAGAGUGGCAGCUCUGCCUCAUCGUCCCUACACUGCUCCCAUUUAUGUGUACCUACGACCUCUUCUGCGUGAUCAGAAGGAAUAUUACAUGAAUGAGGUUGAUCUGGUCAGGAGUAUUGGUGAGAGUGCAGCUCUAGGAGCUGCUGGAUGUGUGCUGUGGGGCUCUAGUUAUGACUACAAUGACAAGGUAUCAUGUGAAGCUCUAUCGACAUACUUGUCCAAAACCCUAAACCGGUACAUUGUCAAUGUCACAGCGGCGGCCCAUCUCUGCAGCAACACGCUCUGUCAAGGCAAUGGCCGCUGUGUCCGUAAAAACUACGACUCGGAUGACUACCUGCAUCUUAACCGUAAGAGCUUUGAAAUUGAGAAGAGUGCUGGGACAUACAGAGUCACUGGAAAACCCUCCAUCAGUGACCUGAGUGACUGGGCCAGCAAGUUUACCUGCCAAUGCUAUGAAAGCAGAAAGUGCUCUGCUAAAAUACCAUCAGGACUCCCCAGUAGUUCUGAGAGUAAAGUUAUGACAGUGCUGCUUGCAGCAUACUUACUGCUUGAAUCACUGUAGUUUUCAGUGGAGUAGUAUUUUUUUCUGGUUAAUAAAAUGGAAAUUAAAUGUUCUUGAGAAUUCUGCACAGGGUUAUAACACCUCUGCUCAUCUGAUCUGGAUCUUGAGUUUCAGCUGGAGAACCUGUGAUAUUUCACAAAACAGUGCAAAAUCUUGUGCUCCUCUUUUGUCUUUUAGUCUAUUUUUAAUCACUUCUAGUCGAUUCAAUGAACACAUUUAACGUUGGUCAGCACCUAUUUUGCAUUAGCUCCCUGAUGUAUAGACUAGCAUAAGCUUAAAACUCCUGCCUGUGAAAUAAUAGAUGAGUGACCUAUUUGUUGUGCCACCUUGUUUACCCUUACAGCUGGGAGCCAGUAAUUUCAAAGUAGUUAUCAAUAGUCUACUUCAGUGUUAUUCAUCUAAAACAUGCGAAGACCCAGUUACAUUAAAUUUCUUACUUACACCAAUCAGGCAUAUGACCUUGGUGGUGUGUUAGUGUGUGUUGUGGUGGUACAAGUGGAUCAGACACAGCAGUGCU